GCCUUGGAGGAUUUUGACGUUUACCACCACGUGUGCAAUCCGGUAUGCCGCGGACAACCUAUCCAAAUGACUUGCAAAAGAGCACGGCAAGUGAGAGAAAAAAUCAGAUUAAUUGCAAUUACGUGGGAGAUUAUAAAGGCGAGCGUUGUCAUGCUCUAAACAGUCACAAAGACAUCUGGUCACUCCCUCCUCAUGUGCAGAGCAGAGGAUGAGUUGGAGCAGGGGAGGUGAAAGCGGAACACUUUGUGAUUGACGUGAUUGCUCAGCCGAGGUUGAGACACCGGGAUCUCUCCAAAGCACUUCAACAGCGAGAUUGCACAACGGAUCAUCUUUAGAGUGAAACAUUCAAUAAUUGCUCCACUGGGUACGAGACGCAAAGCACCGGGAAACAGAUAUGUUUUACUUUCACUGUCCCCCACAGUUAGAGGGAGAAUGCUGCAGGACCAACACACUAAACACAAAUGGAUUUGGGAAUCACGCCUCUGGAGACUUCGAUGACGGUUUCCUGCGCAGAAAACAACGCAGAAACAGGACAACCUUCACCUUACAACAGCUGGAAGCCUUGGAGGCCGUUUUCGCACAGACCCACUAUCCAGACGUGUUUACAAGAGAAGAGCUGGCUAUGAAAAUAAACCUAACCGAGGCCCGUGUCCAGGUGUGGUUUCAAAAUCGAAGGGCAAAGUGGAGAAAGACAGAAAGAGGAACUUCAGACCAGGAGGGGAGCAAAGAACAAAUCAAUGAAGGCAACCCUUCUUCACGAAACCUCAGCCAGUCUCCUGUUGACCACAUCAGAAAUAAGAAAGAACCAAUGGACAUACAGCAAAAUAUAAACAGAGUGGUCGGUUCAGGUGGACCUUUUUUCCCAUCUUGUUUGCCGGGGACUCUGUUGAACACAGCUACUUAUGCACAAGCCUUGUCGCAGGUUGCGACUUUAAAAGGAAGCCCCUUGUGCUCCUGCUGUGUGCCUGACCCAAUGAGCCUCUCCUUCCUGCCACCAUAUGGAUGCCAGAGUAACCGGACAGCCAGUGUCGCAGCCCUGCGGAUGAAGGCCAGGGAACACUCCGAGGCAGUGCUGCAGUCGGCCAACCUGCUGGGGAUCGGGUCUACAACUGGGCCCGGGGUCGGGCUGGGCCAAAGCACUGUCGCUGCUGGAGGAAGUGAUCCCAGUCCAAACUCUGGUACCUCUAAGAUUACAUCACAGAGAAGAACUCCUGACAAGCACCUGCACUGCCAAAAGGAGGGCCUGGAAAAGAAAUAAAGGAGUUUGGGGUUUUUUUCCACCUGGAGGACACUCUGUGGAUAAAGGAUUUAUCAUUGAAUGCCUGCUGCCUAUUUUUUGAGCGCACUGAUAUACCGCGGACAUGACGGUGUUAGGUGCAAUCCAUUUUUGUGUAUUUGCGUGUAUGUGUUUUAAAUUAUUCAUGGUAAUUUAUCUUUCAUCCUGAACUUUUGUUUAUAAUUCUUGGCGACGGGUUAACUGACUAUAUGUGUGCAGGUGGAACUGUAAAGGUGCUCUAAACGUACCUGUGUGAAAAGUAAAUCUCCCUGGUUGCCAAUGUGAAUUGAUUUUAUUUUUCACAAUCCACUUUGAUGUUAUACUGACUUAUACUUUGACUUAUACUGCCUUGUGUACUGUGAAGUCAGGUGAUGGUAGACAUUGCAUUGUGUCAAGAUAUAUGCCAUGCUGAAAUAUAAAUGUACUAAUGUGAAAUAAUAUAUGUAAGAUAAUACCGAAGACAGAAACGUGGUUUGUCAUGUUUUAUGAUAUGAUCUGGGUAAUUCUCAUUCAUGCUGAUGAG
Messenger RNA from Triplophysa rosa, 1799 nucleotides. RefSeq names its product dorsal root ganglia homeobox (gene drgx). The coding region runs from base 395 to 1258 and encodes 287 amino acids. The transcript has 7 exons. Gene Ontology annotation, molecular function: RNA polymerase II transcription regulatory region sequence-specific DNA binding; DNA-binding transcription factor activity, RNA polymerase II-specific. Gene Ontology annotation, biological process: regulation of transcription by RNA polymerase II. Lineage: Eukaryota; Metazoa; Chordata; Actinopteri; Cypriniformes; Nemacheilidae. The record is from RefSeq and is a predicted model, not a curated record.